AGAGAGAGAGAGAGAGAAGGAGGUAGAAAGAGGGAGGAACAUGCAAUAGGUUUUGUUUAUCUUGGUGAGUCGUUUCCAGGGCUGUUCAAAGUUAAAACAAACUGCUGUGCAGAGGAACACGUCCAGUGCCUGAGCGUUUUAGUGCGAGCAGCUGCAGGAUGGUUCUCACACUGCUAAUGGCUAUGCUGCUACACACAGCACCCUGCCAUGCUGGGCUGAGGGCCAGAGACCCUGAUGUGGAAGAGGAGAUGCAGGCACUCAGGGACUCAGAGCUUGGCGCUAUGGGCACAGCUCACUUCCCCAUACCUCAUGGGCACAGGCACCACAGCACAGCUGGACCACUGCAGCCGCCCCUGGGUAUUCCAGAAACACCACUGAGAGAGAGUUCACACCAGCCUGUAAGGACAGGAAACUGGUGUGCAUUUGUUCAUCAGCGUGUGGUGACCAUGGCUGUGCUGUGUGGCACUGAGACAUACACGCAAAAGUCAGUGAAUCCUUGUUCUAAAGGUGACCCUGAUUGCCAUAUAUCCAAGUAUCAGCUCUCCUCACGGCCUGUGUACAGACAGAAGCAGAAGAUUUUCACUGCACUGCACUGGAAGUGCUGCCCAGGUCACGGAGGCCACAACUGUCAGGAGAGAGGGCGUGAAAGCCAGGCUGGUCAGGAACACACAGGAAGAACUCACACAGACAUUUCUGGAGUUGACAAUUCAGGUGAUAAGGAGACUGACCUGCUCGAGGAUGGAAGCUGGGAUGACAGUAAGGUUCAGCAGCCUCCCAGUGGCCCAAUGUUUCCUGUCCAAGGGGACAUUGGUACUGGUGGGGCAGUCCCUCCUCCUACCGCUCUGCAUUUCAUGGACUCUGCCACUCUCUUGAUGGCCCAUCAAAUAUUUGCAGCUCUGAUGACCCAGAUUCAACCAGUGCUGGAUGAUUUUAAUCGUACCCUAAAGCAUCUGUCCAGUGAGGUUGAAGACCUGUCUAUGGAUCUGCAGAUGUUGAGGCAUGGACAGGAGGGCCACAUGUCUAACAGUAAACAAACUUACACUGGAACAAUUGAGGAAAAGCUAGAGGACAGUUUUAUGCAGAUACGCCAAAUACAGGCACAGCUGGAUUCACAACAAAACCAGAUGGAACAAACAGUACAGUCCCAACAAAAGUUGCUGCAGUAUAAUUUGACAAGCAUAAAGGAAGAAAUUGGCCAUCAUAUUAACAAGAGCCAUGAGGACAUACAGGUGAGUCUCCAGUCUCUGAGUCAAUCAGUGGAGGAAAUUAGAAUUGGUCAGGAAAAUCUGGAGGGCCUAACGCAGGAAGAAUAUGCACCCUCAGCCCGUCUAAGCGAAGGCCAGCGAGUCCCGGAGCCUGGUGUGUGGGAGGCCAUCAGUAGACUGGACAAGAAAGUGCUGAAUAACACUAUGCAGCUCAGUGACUUGUCUGAGAACUCCAAACACUUGAAGAGUGCUGCCCAGAAGCUGGAUCACUGCCUAAAAAACCUGAGCACAAAACUGGAACAGGUCAGCCAAAGCUCAGUGAUCCACUUUACAGAGACUGGGCUAGAACUGGAGGCAGCUAAAGUGGCUGCCCUCAACAGUGUCAACGAAUUGUCUUCUAAUCUCAGCAGCCAAGAGAGGCAAUUGAGAGAGCUUGAACUUUACCUGGACAAUAUUUAUGAGCAAGUCCAAAGAAAUGAACCCACCACAACAGCAGAAGCUUGUAGCUGUAAAGAAAUCAGUGAGUCAUUGAGUUUGUUGGAAUUAAAGUUGGCUAAUGUGACGGAUUUGGCCAAAAAGAACCAGUAUGCUCUGGAGGAUGCUGAGGCAAUGAGAGGCCAAAGUCACUGGUCCAUGGAAGUUGAUGAUCUUCAUCAAGCCUUAUUAAGUGUGAGGGAAUCACUGGCAUUUGAGCAAGCGAAAAGCAGGACUCUCAGUGGCAAUGUAUCCCAGUUGAAAGCCUCACUCCUGGGAAGCCAACAAGAGAUUCUUGGGCUGAAGGAGAGUUUCGGGGCCAAGGCAGCAGAAAUCGGGCAUCUCUCUGCAUCCUUCUCCUCCCUAUUAAGGGAUACCAUCCGUCACGCUGAAGUUCUGGAGGUGCUUUUAGGAGAUGAGGUCAUGGAAUUCUCAAGCUGGUCUGACACCCAGCAGAAGGAACUGUCCAUUCCAGUUUUGCUACAGAAAACAAGGCUGAUGCAAGAAAAAAUAGAGACCCAUGACAAUAGAUUGACCUCUUUGAGAAGGAGCAGUGCAGAGAAGGAUCAAAUGACCAGUGAUGACCCUGUAGCAUUCUCUGAGUGGGGCCUCACAGAGGACAAAGAAAGGGAUGCUGAAGAUCACCAGGUAGAUCCCUUUGUACCAGGCCUGUCCACAGGGGAAGAUGAUGGGGACUACUCGGUCAGUGACUUCUGGAGCCUGGGGAAGGAAGUGGAGGAGCUGGCAGACAGGAUAAGCCAGCUGGAGCAGCAACAAUGCAACUGCACUGCAGUGCCUGGUGGCUCAGUGAUGGAACUGCAGGGAGAGGUUGUAUCCCUGCGUCAGGCUCUGGGGGAUCAUCUAAGAAUAUUCCAGAAUUUGUUUAGUUAUACAGAACAGCUGGCGAGCUCCUCUCGCAGUCUGGACUUAGACCAGGUGUGGAGCAUGAUUAGGAGGAAGGACAGGAAGAGAAAUAAGGGACAGAACAUGAAGGAGAAAGAAGAGUCAAGCAGCAUGCGGAGUAAAAGAAACACUAAAACAGGGACCUUAUAUCCCCCCGUGGCCUUUGUCACUAGCUUGCAACACAGGACAAAUACGGGAGGGAUGCUUAUCCCCAAGAAGGUGGAUGUAAACCAUGGCAAUGCUUAUCAGCCGUCAUCAGGGGAAUUCUAUGCACCUCAGACUGGUCUCUACCUCUUUCUAGUGACAUUAAACUUUGAAAAGGGGCCCUGCCUGGCACAGCUAAAGCAUGGCAUGGUGCCUGUGGCCUCCAUCAGACAGGUACAGGUGGAGGGAGGGCCUUUGAGUCGAGCAUGCCUCCUGGAGCUUCAGAGAGGGGAGAGAAUUACACUGGAGCUACUCAAGGGAAGACUGCGCCAAGGACAGCUUAAUGAUAACACCUUAUCUGGGAUUCUGCUGUUCAACACAGAGGAAAAGGACAGAUUGUGAACAGGAAUAGGUUUGAGACCGAAAUCUAGGCAGAAGUAACCCAGACUUACUGUGUACUGGGCUUUACUAAACCAUUUACCACUAGACUGUGCCAAAACUACCAAAGAUACCCAAGACCAAAGAGUUUCUGUGUUGGAGGCAGAUUUCUCAAUGAGUCAUCUGUGGCCCUGUGGCCAUUUGUAGAUCUAAAAAAAACAACCAUGCAGGUCCAUUCGUAAUGGACAGACCAUGUACAGCUAGAGCGAGGGGCUGUGAUGCAAGUCAGCACCACUGACAUCAUUCACACAUGUCACACAUUCACAUUUGUCGAGGUUGCUCACCAAUCUCUGGACAAAAGUAACCCUAGAAAAGGAUGUAAAUUGUAUAUCAUGGAAUAAUUCCUUGAUUGAAACUUAAUUGCAAUCUCUCAGGUAAAGGGUGAACAGGGAUGCCGUCAACCAUGAAUCAGAACUUUAUAACCCACACUUGGAAAUGAUAUAAUGCUGAAAGACAGGAAGCACUGAUUGGUUAUAAAUGAUCAAAAACUAGUGGAUAUAUGUUAGAAUAUAAGUGUUGAAACUCAUCACUAACUGUUUUCACCAGUCACAACACAGGAAAAUCAACCCUCAAUACAAUAGCCUACAAUAGCAUUGGCUCCCAUUUACGUUACUAAUUCACUCUAUCCUUUCUUGAUUACAUCACAUGAUCAGUCAAGAGAACAACACAAGUUGCAUACUAAAAUAAUGUAAUUUACUUAAAAAUUGAUACAUUGGACAAAUUCUGUAUACAGAACAGCUUUUCUUGGUAAACAUAAGGCACCUUUCUUAAACUCAGAUGCUGUACAGAAUAUAAACAAAAUUAUUUUUCAGGCUUUUCUACACAUUUCUUUUGCACAUUGGACAUGUAAGACAAACAUGACAGAUUCUGUAGUUAUUUAAUUAUACAGAGAAGCUUCUACUGGCUACAAGACAUUUUCAUUAAAAAGGGGUGACCGGCAUGGGAUGCAACGGACAGACCUUGAGUGUGCAAAUGCUGCAUACUAGCAUCUACACAUAAGAUUGCAUGGGCAGCCUGGUUGGGAAAAUGCAGACAUUUAAACAGUGUCAUGAUGCUGAAUUCUCAUGCACUACCUUUCCCAGAAUCACUAGAGCGACCUCAGAUACACAAUGUUGUCACUUAACCUUUUUACCAUAGCACCUUUCUGGCAAAAGGUUUAAGUGAAAUGGGUUAUCUUGGAGAGAAUAACUGAAAUUGUCUUGAAUCAAGGGACUGCUGAUAUUCAGUCAUUUUGACUAACUAGGCAUACUGCACAAUACAUGAGCACAAUACCAUUUCAUUUUUAUUCGUCUGACAUCGAUAUACACUAUAUUUCUUGCAACUGCUAAUGCUGUAAAUAACAACUUUGUUAUUUUGUUAGUGUUCAUAUUAGGCUCAAGUACACCCAACUAUCUGCAGGGACAAGCUUUGCUCAAGUUUAUUUAGGUCAGAUGAAAUCAUAUAUAUUUCUCCAAUAUUUCCUUCUAGAGAAGUUCUUGUAUUUAGAGUGGGAAUGAGGUUUUAACUGCUUUUAACUUAAGAGUAAAAAAAAGCAAAAUAGUCCUCUUAAAUCAGAGUACAUUUUUCUAGUGUUGAGCUGUUCUGUAACAAUUUAGAGUAUAUAUAAGUUUGAAGAACAGUAUUCUUAGUUCUACAAGUUCUUUUUCUCGCCACAAUAAUUCAUUUAAUACAACAUGGUUAGAAUAAAUAGCACAUGCAAUUGUAUUCUUCUAUCCCAUUAUAUAUGUAGGAGAUUCCCUUGCAAAGUAAACUUUAGUCACAUUUCCCAAAACUCUCAUGUUAAUUAGAUUUGGCAGGAUGAUCCUAUGUGACAUUUAGUAGUGUGAUUUACUGGCAUGUGGCAUAGAGGGUCUGUGAUAAAAUGAGAAGAGGCUAAAUGGCACAGGGGGCGUGGUAUUUUGACUGUUUCUACACCACAUGAAACCAAACUGGCUCUACUGCUCAUACAGAGCACAUGACUGACCACCAUAAGAAGUUUUAAUCACUUCAG
Molecule: messenger RNA, 5154 nt
Organism: Pygocentrus nattereri (red-bellied piranha)
Lineage: Eukaryota; Metazoa; Chordata; Actinopteri; Characiformes; Serrasalmidae
Gene: mmrn2b
Product: multimerin 2b
Exons: 8
Coding region: 159-3128 (989 amino acids)
Molecular function (GO): protein binding
Source: RefSeq, a predicted model, not a curated record